Acanthosepion pharaonis is the source of this 2127-nucleotide messenger RNA. The record is from the annotation of a GenBank genome assembly. Lineage: Eukaryota; Metazoa; Mollusca; Cephalopoda; Sepiida; Sepiidae.
AUGUUUUGUUAUUCUUUCUUUGUUUCUUCCUUUCUUUCUUUUUUCUUUCUUUCUUUCCACUUGCUUUUCUUUCUUUCUUUUUUCUUUUCCUUCUUUUUUCUUUCUACCUUUUCUUUCUUUCUUUUUUUCUUCUUUCUUUCUUUCUUUUUUUUUUUUCCUUUCUUUCUUUCUUUUUUUCUUUCUUUCUUUCUUUCUUUCUUUUUCUUUAAAUUUUUCUUUUUUUCUUUCUUUCUUUAUCAAUUAUUUUCUUUUUUUCUUUCUAUAUCUUUCUUUCUUUCUUUCUUUUCUUUCUUUCUUUCUUUCUUUCUUUCUUUCUUUAAAUUUUUCUGUUUUUCUUUCCAGUAUCAAUUAUCUACUUUCUUUCUUUCUUUCUUUCUUUUCUUUCUUUUCUUUUCUUUUUUAAAUUUUUCUGUUUUGCUUUUCUUUUCCUUAUUUUUUAUCUACUUUUUCUUUCUUUCUUUCUUUCUUUCUUUCUUUCUUUCUUCUUUAAAUUUUUCUGUUUUUCUUUCAUAUCAAUUAUUCUUUCUUUCUUUUUCUUUCUUUCUUUUUUCUUUCUUUCUUUUUUCUUUCUUUCUUUCUUUUAAAUUUUCUCUUUUUUCUUUCCAGUAUCAAGUAUCUUCUUUCUUUCUUUCUUUCUUUCUUUCUUUCUUUCUUUCUUUCUUUCUUUCUUUCUUUCUUCCUUUCUUUAAAUUUUUCUGUUUUUCUUUCCAGUAUCAAUUAUCUACUUUCUUUCUUUCUUUCUUUCUUUUCUUUCUUUCUUUCUUUCUUUUUUUUGUUUUUCUUUCUUUCUUUCUUUCUUUCUUUCUUUUCUUUUUUUCUUUUUUUCUUUUCUUUCUUUCUAAUAAUUAUCUAAUAUACUUUUCUUUCUUUUUUCUUUUCUUUCUUUUCUUUCUUUCUUUUUCUUUCUUUCUUUCUUUCUUUCUUUCUCUUCCUUUCUUUAAAUUUUUCUUAUCAAUUAUCUACUUUCUUUCUUUCUAUCUUUCUUUCUUUCUUUCUUUCUUUCUUUUUCUUUCUUUUCUAUCUUUCUUUAAAUUUUUCUGUUUUUCUUUCCAGUAUCAAUUAUCUACUUUCUUUCUUUCUUUCUUUCUUUCUUUCUUUCUUUCUUUCUUUCUUUCUUUCUUUCUUUCUAAUAUAAAUUAUCUGCUAUUCUUUCUUGCUUUUUCUUUCCUUCUUUUUUUCUAUCUACUUUUUUUCUUUCUUUCUUCCUUUCUUUCUUUCUUUCUCUUCCUUUCAUUUAAUUUUUCUGUCUUUCUUUCCAGUAUCAAUUAUCUUCUUUCUUUCUUUCUUUCUUUCUUUCUUUCUUUCUUUCUUUCUUUCUUUCCAAUAUCAAUUUGCUACUAUUCUUUCUUUCUUGCUUUUGAAUUUCUUUCUUUUUUCCUUAUCUCUGUCUCUCUCUCUCUCUCUCUGUAUCUCUCUCUCUCUCUGUAUCUCUCUCUUCAUCUCUCUCUCUCUCUCUCUGUAUCUCUCUCUAUCUAUUUAUCUAUCUAUCUAUUUAUCUUGAUAGGCUUUGAUAUUUCUUACUUCCUUUGCGAGCAUUCCUUUUCGCAUUUCUGUUCAUCCACGGUUGCGGUUGUCUCAUAUUUCUUAGGUUUUCUUGGCUCCGGUUUCAAUAGACCCAAUCAAAACAAAUGGAUUUGCUUAACACAAAAGCUAAUAUUUGAAAGAGCAGAUUUUUUUUUUCCGAAGCGUCAAGUAACAAAGAAAUAUUUCUUCCAUUCUUUCUUUUUUUCUUUCUUCUUCUUUCUCUCUCUCUUUUUAAAAGUUAAUCACCUGUUUUUCUUGAUUUUCAUUUAUUUAAUUUCGUAUUCGUUGUUUUUCUAUUUAUUGUUACAUUCUAUUCAUUUUUGUAUUCCGUAUUUGUUUUUCUUUUCAUAUAUUAAUUUUCUUUAUUUCUUUUUCUCGUUUUCUCUUUCUUCCUUUCUUUCAUGCAUUCAUUCUCUCUUUUUGAUUUCCUCUCCUUCCACCCAGAUGCAUGUUCGUUUUUUUUUCUUUUCACUGAAUGAGUUUUUAUCCUUUUUUUUUUUUUUCAAUUUUUCUUUCUAUUUUAAUUUUUUUAUUCUUUUUCUUUCUUUUCUAUCUCUUUCCUUUCUCUCAUUCUUUUUUUCCUUUUUUUUCUUUUGUUUUUAA